AUGGCACACGUUGCUGUCGUUGUAAUUGCUUUGCUCUGUGCUGUUCGUACGAACGAAAGCUCAACUUUGGAUUGUCUGGAUACGUGUCAUCGCUCUCCGAUCGAAGAUCAUCGAUAUCGAUCGUUGGAAUUCGUGUUCAAUUGUUCUACCAACUGUCCGUGCUCUGCUAUCAACAUUGUGCAUGUGUCCUACGUUGAGGACGGUCCUACAACGGUAAACGUUUCGUGGACAAGAAAUGAGUACGCCACAGACGAUGAAUCAGUGGUGGUGGAAUUGGAAAACAAGACGUACGGAAAACGUUGUAGACCUCAAGAUAAGCAUACUUGGUGCGAGGUAACUGGCCAGUUUUAUAAUCAAGUGAGCCAACUGUGGCUCGACGUCGAUUGGCAAGAUGAAAAGCAAAAUCAAGAGUGCAAUUUUUUGCAUAAGCAAAAGCCAGUAACCAUUGACACAAGAAUAGUCCUUUCUUCAACUUCUCAGCCUUCUGUUCGAUCAACAAUCCCUUCACCAUCUAGCACAGUGACACCGUCAUCACUACUCUUAAACACUCGUUCACAUGCAAGCAGCACCUUUUGGUCCACAUUGUUCACAUCAUUUGAAUCUGAUGUUAUGCAUUCAGAAAGACAACCAACCACUCCUCAGAGUGCUAAUGGACUCAAUGUUAUGAUGUUGCCUUAUGCAGUCCUGGGUGUAUUAGGUGUGGUAGGUAUGUUCAUAAUUAUCUUCCUGAUCAUCAGAUAUCACCGCCACAAACUUGAUUCAUUGAAAGAUGUCAAAGUCAUGAAGGCUAACAGUACUCCGUCUUGUCAAUAUGGUCCAGUCUCGCCAGGGCUGAAAGAAACCUCAAGAGAAAACGACAAGGCAGAUAAUGUUAUUCAGAAGCAGUUUGUUGCUUGGGUAGAGCCACCAUGUAGAAAGGUUUGGCUCAGUUUCCCUACCCAGCAGGAAUCAACCAGAAGAACAGUUCAGUGUUUGGCUGAGACAUUAACUGAUGCAGGAAUAAGAUGCUUAUCUGCUCUUCAGUGCCAUACUGACAUUGCAAUGAAUACUUAUGAAAGGGUCCACAUACUGAUGAAAUCUACUGACUUAAUAUUAUGUUGUUGCAAUGAAGACUACAAGUCUCUGUGGAUGAAAACUGAGAGCAGUUCACGUGAUAAAGAUCCAGACUCGGUUUUCUAUCAUGAAUGUAUUCACAUCAACAAGGAACUCAAAACACAACAGUACAAGCAUCUUGUUAUUGUUCUGUUGCAAGGUGCAUCUCCUGAUUGUAUUCCUGAUUGUCUACAGGCAACACUACCCUACAGAUUUCCUAAUGAGAGGGGUCAAUUUGACCUUAUACAUCGAAUUCAAGGCUCUGAACCUAAUUCACUACAAAAGGCUGCCCCCUUGCCAAUUCGAGACAAGCCAUGGAAGUCAAGUGAUGAUGAUAUAUGUCAUCUCGACAAAGUUAAAGAAAGUGAGCUAUAGGGUUU
Molecule: messenger RNA, 1472 nt
Organism: Corticium candelabrum
Lineage: Eukaryota; Metazoa; Porifera; Homoscleromorpha; Homosclerophorida; Plakinidae
Exons: 5
Coding region: 1-1467 (488 amino acids)
Source: RefSeq, a predicted model, not a curated record